UCCGGCUUCGGCGUUAGCGUCGCUAGGAGACACCGGAGCAGAUGUUUCUAUGCGACGAUACUGUUCGGAGAACAGUUUUCGGGCUCUGUUAGUUGGAAAUAUACUACAUUUCCGAAUCAACGUCAGCUAUAAAGAACAAAUGGCUUGUGCGUCAUGUAUCGAUGCUGACGUGAUCCCCAGAACCAUUACAAGGGCGAAGCGGUGGACAGAUGAGGUAGAGAAUCUGUACAGAUUCCAACAGGCUGGAUACCGGGAUGAACGGGAGUACAAGCAAGUCAAACGGGUCGAGCUGGUUGAUCGUUGGCCAGAGACCGGAUUCGUGAAAAAGCUGCAGCGUCGGGACAACACGUUUUACUAUUAUAACAGAAAGAGAGAAUGCGAUGAUAAGGAGGUCCACAAAGUGAAAGUUUAUGUUUACUGACCAUCGCGGCCUUUUAUAACCAUUUUAAUGCCUAACCCAAUGACGAACUAGUGCACAAUUAAGUUAACAAAGGCAUGGAAUGGUAGAACUGGGUGACUAGCACUGAGAGCAGCAUAACGUAUGUGUUGUCCUAUUUAUUUAGAUAAUAGUGGUUAAAGUAUGCACAAAUAUUUAUACAGUACCAAUCACAAGUGUGGACACACCUACAGAACAUAAUUUUUCCCCCAACAAACUGACACCUAUUUAAAAAAAAAUACAUGGAAAAGCAGGUUGAUGUCUAGUUUUGCUGAUUUCUCACAUUUUACCUUCUGACGCGAACCUUCUUCAUUGCUAGUACUGUAUGUACCCUCUGUAUUUAAAUCUGGGCAUGUUUGAUAGUGAAGGUAAAUGCUAUUAAAGCAGUUUGUGUAUGUUUGCAUAUGAUAA
This is a messenger RNA of Brienomyrus brachyistius, 847 nucleotides long. It is a transcript of the gene meig1, whose product is annotated as meiosis/spermiogenesis associated 1. The coding region runs from base 50 to 421 and encodes 123 amino acids. Lineage: Eukaryota; Metazoa; Chordata; Actinopteri; Osteoglossiformes; Mormyridae. The record is from RefSeq and is a predicted model, not a curated record. Gene Ontology annotation, cellular component: nucleus. The transcript has 3 exons.